Molecule: messenger RNA, 3037 nt
Organism: Eriocheir sinensis (Chinese mitten crab)
Lineage: Eukaryota; Metazoa; Arthropoda; Malacostraca; Decapoda; Varunidae
Product: NECAP-like protein CG9132
Exons: 5
Coding region: 116-931 (271 amino acids)
Biological process (GO): endocytosis
Cellular component (GO): membrane; clathrin vesicle coat
Source: RefSeq, a predicted model, not a curated record
AGGAUGAAGAGGAGGAGGAGGAGGAGGAGCUACGGACGGAACGAUACAAAGCGACAGGGGUCAAAGGAAGAAGAAGAAGCGUGAGUGUCCAGCUGUGCAGACUCCAGCAGGCACAAUGGACGACUACGAGAGUGUCUUACUGGUGAAGCCCGAGGUGUUUGUCUACAGGAUACCUCCCCGCUCCUCCAACAGGGGCUACAGAGCUGCCGACUGGAACCUCGGGGCUCCUGACUGGACUGGUCGGAUGCGACUGGUGAACCGCAGUGACGGGUGCGUCAUCAAGCUGGAGGACAAGGUGACGGGGGAGCUGUUUGCCAAGUGCCCCAUCGACAAGUACCCUGGAGUGGCCUUAGAGGCCGUGACUGACUCCUCGAGGUACUUUGUUCUCAGGAUACAGGAUGAAGGAGUCAUUGGUGAUGUUGCAGGGAGGGCAGCAUUCAUUGGUGUGGGAUUUGGUGACCGAUCAGACAGCUUUGACCUCAAUGUUGCACUCCAAGACCAUUUCAAGUGGGUAAAGAAGGAAGAAGAAGCUGAAAAAGAGAAAGAAGAAGGAAAACCCAACCUGGACCUUGGCUUCAAGGAUGGAGAAACUAUCAAGAUCAACAUGAAGAUAACUAAAAAAGAGGGUCAGGAGGGAACCAAUCGGCCCAAGCCCAAGGCUGGCAGUGCUGGUGGAGGCCUGCUGCCUCCUCCACCUGGAGGGGUGAAGCUGGCACCUCCUCCAGCUCCAGUGGCAGCCUCCAAGAUUGGCUCAGGGAGCAAUAUCGAUAUCUUGGGAGACCUAUCCAAUUCCCCCACUCACUCGGACAGUAAGCCAGCAGCUGCAGGCUGUGGAGAGUCCUGGGGAGAUUUUGCCAGUGCUCCUGCCAAGCCACAGCCAGCAAGUAACCCAGCAAGUGGAGGCUCGGGCAGUGACUGGGUAACAUUCUAGAGCCUAGGCUGUGUGGCCCCCCCUUGUUGUCACCCAAGAACCCUAUGCAUGACAAGUGGUGUUGAGUGUAGAUAUUACCCCUUGGUACUUCAAGGAUGUUUUUCAAUUAUUACAGUUUAUCCUGUAAAUAGGAUGUUAAUUUUUUAAUCAACAGCAAGGCCAUUGAACUUUACAAGUCUCCCUCUAAAUGUCAUAAUUCUGCUUGAAAAUUGACUGCUGUGUAGUCUUGAAUGCUCCCAAAGUGCUGUUUGGAAAAAUUUAUUUUCAAUUGGUGAUGGAAGUUAAUUGGUGGAUUAGAGUAUAAGCAAAUGACAACAUGUAAGCAGUUGAUGGAAUAUGACUGAUGCACCACAAACAUAUACAUGUGUUCUAAUUAUUGUGUUCAUUCAUGUUCAUUGGCAUUCUUUUGUUAAGAUUAAUGAAUGCAUCCUCAGUGGCACACUUCCAGCCUUCAGCCUUCUCACAGGAAAGGCUGAGACUCCAUUGUACACCUGGAGGACUUACUUCUAGAAUUAAAUUUAAACUUUUCAUUUCUUGUUCUUGCAUUACAUACACAGAUCCUAUUAUUUACCUGCAUUCAUUCAAAGAAGACUGGAUAAAUAACAUGCUUGUUGAAGCCUUGUCUGGAGAUACUUUUUUGUGUCUUCUGUUAUGAUAGGCAGUAUUUAAAUUGUUUAGCAGAACUAGGAGUACUUAUAACACACAUCAUUAUAGGAGCAAAGUAUGAAAGUAUAUAUCACUUACAUUGUACAUGAAACAUUGGGAAUUUGAAGAGAUUAGUUUCAUAUUCAAAAUGAAAGUUUAUAGAAAAUUUUAAUUGCUAAGUAUAUAUUUUUAAUGUAGAAUCUUCUGUCCUGAGUAAUCUACGCCACAAGUGAACAGCUCUCUGUAAUACAGUGGCCUCGCAUUCAUCACAGGAAUUUGGGCAAAGAUCACAUUGCAUUGGACAAACAAAAGAACUAUUUUUUUUCACAGAAUUUCUGAAAAAUGCACUCGACCCUCGAUUUCCCAGACAAAAUCCAGGGUCCAGCAAUUGUCAAAUGUGUGAGGUCAUUUCUGGGAAGUGAAAUAGCAUCCAGGUAAAAAAUCUGGGGUUCGGCUAAGUCUAGCAGUUGUUGGAUAUGUGCCUCAGGUUAUUAGGCAAAUCUAAAUGGGCUGUCAUCUUGUACCUGUUGUAUUUUUUUAAAUUUUAAAGCAAUAUGUCAUAAGAAAUAUUUAGUUAUGACAGUUUAAGAUUUAACUAAGUUUUCAUAUUGUGUUCAAAUUGUCUCAUUUUUACUAAAAAUAUUCCAUUUAUAGUAAAAAGUUUAUCUGAAAGAUUGUACAAUACAUCCAAAAGUUAUGGUCUGUAGCUUAACCAGUGUGUAUUUGUCUGACAGUUCAGUUUGAGGUGGUGAUUGUAGUGCUGGGAGAUUUAAGUCACUUCAGAUUUAUGGCAAGAAGAGAACCUGUUUGUGACUUUUCUCUCAGAACUUUGAAUUUCCAUUCUUCAUAGAAGGUAAGCCUGGAAUAUUAAUGUCCCUUUAGAGAAUAUAGUAGUAAAUUUAUUUUUAAUCAUCUCUGCUAGAGGAGAUGUCCCUAAUAUAAUUGGAUGAAGAAAGCCGUACUGUGAGGCUUUUCUCCAUCGCAGAAUAGUAACAUUUGGUGCAUGUGUAGUGCAAUAUCUUUCAAAGAUAAGCCUUAACCCAGGGAAUUUCAUGGCUGGCAAGCCUUGUGAUGUUGCUGAUCAGAAACUUGUUUUCAUGGCCACAAGAAUUAUAUUUUUUGUGCAACCAGUUUUGUUUUGUUGUCCAUAUCCUUAGAAGCUAUAGUUGUGCCAGCAGCAAACUGAAGUGUGAUGGCAGUGGAAGCCAAAGGUUUUUGAGAAGGUGCAGCACAACUACAUUCUCUGUCAUAUCUUUGGGUGAUUGGGACAGUGUGUUGCUGUAUUACUGUUUAGUAUCACUAGUUGAGCAAUGUAUACCAAUAGUCACUGGUAAGGAACUCAGCCCAGGAAAGGCUGUGCAGGUUCUGGUCUCAGUGUACAUAGCCAAACUGAAGAGGGCGAGGGGCUUAUUUUUAGUUUGAAGGUUCAUGUACAACACGACAAUAAAACAUCAAAAUUUC